CAGAUGAAUGAAAAUUAUUCCCUAAUUGAAAGUGGGCGGAAUAAAUUUUCAAUAAUGAAAAUUUCACAUAGUGAAUUGUAUUUGAAUAUGCACAACAUUUAUUUUAUUCAAUUAUUACAUUAUAAUUAGGAACAAUAAUAUAAAUAAUUCGGAAUUGUUUAUUGUUUAUGCAUUGCCUACAUUAUUUCCUCUUAUUGAGUAGGCACUAUGUAUGGCAGAAAGUUGUUAUGUAUUCGUAUUCGACCAACCACGGUGCCCUAUCCAAUUCAAACUGAUAGCGAGAAUAAUUUAAAACCAGAGAAUCAUGGCAUCCAUGUCCUCAAUCACGUCGGCAAUGGAAGAGGGGGGUCAAGACCUUCUCGGCGUUGGCUACAACUCAAGAUCUCAACGGGUUACAUUUCAACCUAGAAAUCCUUCUCGCCAUAAUGCCGAUCGUUACGUGGACUACGACGACUAUGCCUUCUAUCUCAACAACGGUGUUGAUUAUUCUUCAGAUGAAGAAGAGAAUGCACCCGAUUUCCCAAGCAAUCCUGAAAAAUACAACGAACUUAUGAAAAAUCUGGCCUUGAUAGUGGAAGCUAUGCGCAGAUUGGGCGUUUUCGAACGGGAUGAUAGCAACUAUGGGGACGAUGAUGAGGAUGAAGCUGCCGGAAGUGGUGAAAAGGACGAUAAGGACCCCUUGAAAGGAUCUGAAAGUGACCGCAAGCCAGAAACAAGUGCACGGUCGGCCAUGGUGGAGAUUGAUGAUUUUGUUGGCGGUGCUGCUGCACUUGUGGACGAAGUUGUUGUGGUCAAGGAAAAGAAAAAGGUCCGUUUCCAGACCAAUGAUGACUAUGAUGACGACAAUUAUUACGUUCCAGAAAGAAGGGGGUCAGCAAUGAAUGGAAAUUUCGUGCCCGUGGUGGAUCAAGCAUUCAGAGACAUUUUUAAUUAAAUGAGCAAAACAAAUUGUUUUA
Molecule: messenger RNA, 956 nt
Organism: Folsomia candida
Lineage: Eukaryota; Metazoa; Arthropoda; Collembola; Entomobryomorpha; Isotomidae
Product: RNA polymerase-associated protein RTF1-like
Exons: 2
Coding region: 305-934 (209 amino acids)
Source: RefSeq, a predicted model, not a curated record